This is a messenger RNA of Otolemur garnettii (small-eared galago), 998 nucleotides long. RefSeq names its product tubulin polyglutamylase complex subunit 1 (gene TPGS1). Gene Ontology annotation, molecular function: microtubule binding. Gene Ontology annotation, biological process: protein polyglutamylation. The record is from RefSeq and is a predicted model, not a curated record. Lineage: Eukaryota; Metazoa; Chordata; Mammalia; Primates; Galagidae. Bases 1 to 915 code for a protein of 304 amino acids. The transcript has 2 exons.
AUGGCGGUACUUCCGGUCCAGCUGCCCUCAGCGAAGAUGGCGGCAAUGGAGAAGCGGCGGCCCGCGGCUGCCCCAGCGGCCAGUUUCACGGACAACAGCCGGGCAUCAGUGUCUCGGGCGGCUGCGGCGGCGGCUGAGAGCGAAGAGGACUUCUUGCGGCAGGUCGGCGUGACGGAGAUGCUGCGCGCAGCCCUGCUAAAGGUGCUGGAGGCGCGGCCCGAAGAGCCGAUCGCCUUCCUGGCGCACUACUUCGAGAACAUGGGCCUGCGCUCGCCCGCGAAUGGCGGUGCGGGGGAGCCCCCGGGCCAGCUACUGCUGCAGCAGCAGCGCCUAGGCCGCGCGCUUUGGCAUCUCCGCCUGGCCCACCACUCCCAGAGGACGGCCUUCAACAACAAUGUCAGCAUGGCCUAUGAGUGCCUGAGUGCCAGUGGGCGCAAGAAGAAGCCUGGGCUGGAUGGACGCACCUACAGCGAGCUGCUCAAGCGCAUCUGCAGGGAUGGUGAGGCCCCUGAGGCGGUUGUGGCGCCCUUGCUGCGCAAGAUCCAGUGCCGCGACCAUGAGGCAGUGCCACUGGAUGUCUUCCGCACCGGCAUGCUCACCUGCUUCGUGCUGCUGGAGUUUGUGGCACGGGCCAGUACCCUCUUCCAGCUGCUGGAAGGCCCAGCCAUGGCUGUGGCUGACCGCCGUGUGGGCCAGGCUGUGCUGGACACCCUGGAGGGUGCCCUGCAGGCCAGUGACAAUUCCACAGCACCUGCCUGCUACCUGGAGGCUGGCUCGCGCCUGGGGCCAGACAGCCUGGCACUGGCCAUGGAUCGAGCCAUGUCAGGGCGGCGGCCCAGCUGCCCCAUGACCCGUGAGGAGUUCCUGGAGAAGGCAGCUACCCUGUUCAUUGCCAAGGUCAAGCCAGUGGGCUGAGCCCUGUGUAGGCCUCACUCAGCCCCUCCUGGUAGAACACAUUUGGGACCCAGGUUUGGGUGUCCCUAUGUGCAGGGGGUGCA